UCUAUCUCUCUCUCUCUCUCUCUCUCUACUCCAGCAAAGUCGCAGAACAAAAACCUAAAAUUCUCUCUCUUUCUCUCUCUCUCUCUCUAAACCCCAAAAACCGAUGGCCUCCAAGCUCCUCGCCUCCGCCGCCCUCCGCCGAUCGUCGCCGGCGGCGGCCGCCCCUCCCCUCCUCCUCCGCCGCCUCCUCUCCACCGCCUCCGCCGCCGCCGCCGCCGCCGCCGCCGAGCCCUACGAGGAGGCGUCCUCCGGCGUCGUCAUGAAGGGCGUCCGGAUCUCCGGCCGCCCCCUGUACCUCGACAUGCAGGCCACCUCCCCCGUGGACCCCCGCGUCCUCGACGCGAUGCUCCCCUUCUACCUCCACCGCUACGGCAACCCCCACUCCCGCACCCACCUCUACGGCUGGGAGUCCGACCUCGCCGUCGAGUCCGCCCGCUCCCAGGUCGCCUCCCUCGUCGGCGCCUCCCCCAAGGAGAUCGUCUUCACCUCCGGCGCCACCGAGUCCAACAACGUCUCCGUCAAGGGCGUCAUGCACUUCUACCGCGACAAGAAGCGCCACGUCGUCACCACCCAGACCGAGCACAAGUGCGUCCUCGAUUCCUGCCGCCACCUCCAGCAGGAGGGCUUCGACGUCACCUACCUCCCCGUCGGCCCCGAUGGGAUCGUCGACUUGGAGCGCCUGCGCUCCGCGAUCCGCCCCGACACGGGGCUCGUCUCGGUCAUGGCGGUGAACAACGAGAUUGGGGUCAUACAGCCCAUGGAGGAGAUUGGGAGGAUUUGCAAGGAGUUCAAUGUUCCCUUCCAUACUGAUGCUGCUCAGGCUCUGGGGAAGAUCCCUAUUGACGUUGAGAAGUGGAAUGUGAGCUUGAUGUCCUUGAGCGGGCACAAGAUUUACGGCCCCAAAGGCAUUGGGGCUCUGUACAUGAGGAGGCGGCCCCGGAUAAGGGUCGAGCCGCAGAUGAAUGGUGGUGGUCAGGAGCGGGGGAUCCGGAGCGGGACUGUCCCGACCCCGCUCGUGGUCGGGAUGGGCGCGGCGUGCGAGCUGGCUAUGAAGGAAAUGGAGUACGACCACGGGAGGAUCAGCGCUCUGCAGGAGCGGCUGCUUAAUGGGAUUAGGGAGAAAAUCGAUGGGGUCGUGGUUAAUGGGAGCAUGGAGAGGCGGUAUGCCGGUAAUUUGAACUUGUCCUUCGCGUACGUUGAAGGGGAGAGCUUGUUGAUGGGGCUGAAGGAGGUCGCGGUGUCAAGUGGCAGCGCCUGCACGAGCGCGAGCUUGGAGCCGUCGUACGUGUUGAGGGCAUUGGGUGUGGACGAGGACAUGGCUCAUACCUCAAUUCGAUAUGGAAUCGGGAGGUUUACUACAGAGGAAGAGAUCGAUAGGGCGGUCGAGCUUACAGUGCAGCAGGUGGUGAAGCUGAGGGAGAUGAGCCCGCUUUAUGAAAUGGUCAAGGAAGGAGUCGACAUCAAGAGCAUACAGUGGGCACAACAUUGAUUGGAUGGAUGAAACCAGUUGCUGUUUUUUGUGUACACAAGAAUGGAGACCUAACAGGUGAUGAAAGAUGAAGAAAUUGGAGUCCUGACACGAAGAUUGGCCCUUGAGCUGGAGCUGAGAUUAUAGUAAAGAGGUGUAAGAACUCCGCACAGAUUUUUUGGUUUUUUACCUGAAUAUGUUAAUGGCGAAUCGCGUUUUCUUAGUAUCUGGGGUCAAAGUAUUGAAGUACCUAGUAUCUUCUGUAUAUUGGCUGGUGUUUCUUGUAGGAUAAAUUGGUUCAACUAAUAAACUGGCUAUACAUGAGGGCAUUGUAAUUUGUGAUAGUUUGAGCUUGAUGUUCAAUAUGCACUUUGGUAAUGGAGAAUGCGACAGAGCACCUCAUCACAGUAA
Messenger RNA from Syzygium oleosum, 1879 nucleotides. Its product is annotated as cysteine desulfurase, mitochondrial. Gene Ontology annotation, biological process: [2Fe-2S] cluster assembly. Gene Ontology annotation, molecular function: pyridoxal phosphate binding; cysteine desulfurase activity. The coding region runs from base 104 to 1489 and encodes 461 amino acids. The transcript has a single exon. The record is from RefSeq and is a predicted model, not a curated record. NCBI's taxonomy places the organism in Eukaryota, Viridiplantae, Streptophyta, Magnoliopsida, Myrtales, Myrtaceae. Gene Ontology annotation, cellular component: mitochondrion; cytosol.